CGAAGAGGGGCGGGCAUGGGCCGCGCGGGCGCGGGCUCCCCGGGGCGCCGCAGGCAGCAGCCCCACAGCCCGGGCGGCCGGCAGCGCCGAGGCCCUCGGCGGCGGAAGGCCCCGGCGUGCCUGCGCAAGAGACCGCGCCGCCGGCGGAAGGAGCCCUGUCCUCGCAGCCCGAGGCGGGCCAUCUCCACGGCAAAGUGCCAGGACCCGUGCGCCUCCCGCGACGACUGGCGCUGUGCGCGCUCCUUGCACGAGUUUGCAGCCAAGGACAUCGAUGGGAACAUGGUUUGCCUGGACAAGUACCGGGGCUACGUGUGCAUCGUCACCAACGUGGCCUCGCAAUGAGGCAAAACCGACGUAAACUAUACUCAGCUCGUCGACCUGCACGCCCGAUACGCUGAGUGCGGUUUACGGAUCCUGGCCUUCCCCUGCAACCAGUUUGGGAGGCAGGAGCCAGGAUCUAACGCAGAGAUCAAAGAGUUCGCUGCCGGCUAUAACGUCAAAUUCGAUAUGUACAGCAAGAUCUGUGUGAACGGGGAUGACGCCCACCCGCUGUGGAAGUGGAUGAAAGUCCAGCCCAAGGGCAGGGGCAUCCUGGGAAAUGCCAUCAAGUGGAACUUCACCAAGUUCCUCAUUGACAAGAACGGCUGCGUGGUGAAGCGGUAUGGUCCCAUGGAGGAGCCCCUGGUGAUAGAGAAGGACCUGACCUGCUAUCUCUAGCUCCACAAGUGCGUGCCCCCACCCGAGCCCCCUGCCUGCGCCCCCGGAACCUUCCACCCGGCACCCAUGACGGUCUGCCUAUAAACCUACUGAGGGUGGGGCAGACCCGAGAACCCGGCGUGCAACCGCCGGAGGAAGGUCCCGUAGCCCCGCUGGGCUCGCUCGGUGCCCCUCUCUUGGCUGCCUUGUGAGAAUAAAACAAAGAAAUGGGCCU
This is a messenger RNA of Microcebus murinus (gray mouse lemur), 931 nucleotides long. RefSeq names its product glutathione peroxidase 4 (gene GPX4). The record is from RefSeq and is a predicted model, not a curated record. Lineage: Eukaryota; Metazoa; Chordata; Mammalia; Primates; Cheirogaleidae. Gene Ontology annotation, cellular component: nucleus; mitochondrion. Gene Ontology annotation, biological process: response to oxidative stress. Gene Ontology annotation, molecular function: phospholipid-hydroperoxide glutathione peroxidase activity; glutathione peroxidase activity.